AAGGGGAUGCGAAGGAACCUCCCCAAAACUGCUGGUGCAGGAAAGCCGACGAAGAGCCGCGAAAGGUACUUCUGAGCUUUGAGGAUGUGAAUAUAAAAUUCACUGGGAAGGGGUCUUUCUUGGCUCUCCUCCUAAGAAUUUUGCACCUGCUGAUCAUGCAGGAGAAUUACAGUACUGUCAGCUCUCAAGGUCUUCCAGCUCCUUUACUGACGUUUCAGCUGGUACAGAGGGAAGAUCCAUUCGUGCCUGGUCCUCAGAGUCUGGAGGAAAAGAAGACGCCAUCAGAUGCUAACUUAGGCUUUCUGAAUAAUACAUUAAAACUGGAGGAACCAACUGAGGGAUACGCGACUUCCCCAAACGUCCACUCAGGGAUCCCUGAUGUGAUAAUAAAAGUGGAGGAAGAAGAAAAUCCUUCAGAGGAGUUCCGGAGACUCCCAGAUUCCCACGAAGGAGUCCAUGGGCAAACAAGUGUGAAUGACAAGGAUCUUUGGCCAGGAACUGAGGAGAGAAGAUUCUCAGAACAAAUGAAUGAGGCAAGGAAGCUGUUAAACAGAUCCCUGGUGAAGAAAACAGCCAGCAAGCCAUCUGGUGUUCGUGGAGUUUCAUGGAGGCGCGAGGAGACCCUGGACCUGCUCGCCCUCUGGGGGGAGCAGAACGUGCAGGAGGCCCUCCGCAGCUGCCACCGCAACAUCGACUCCUUUGAGAUGAUCUCGAAGGAGAUGGCCAAGCGGGGCCACAACCGCACGGCCGUGGAGUGCCGGACCAAGGCGAAAGCCCUGCGCCUGGAGUAUAAGCGGGUGGUGACGCUCAACAGCCAGACGGGCAGCAACCGGGCGACCUGCCCGUAUUUCGAAGAGCUCCACCGCAUCCUACGGGGGGAUGCCAGCGUGAAGCCAAAGCGGGUGCCGCGCAGUUUAAACGCCCUUCGCAAGCCCACUGAGCAGCCGAGGCCCCGUCCCGCGCCACAGGAAGACCCGGAGCAGCUCCCCGCCCACGAUCUGCCGACGGUCAAGGUGGAGGACAGCAUGGAGGACGAGUGUUUCUCCACCCCUGCACCGUCAAGAACUGCCGUGACGGAUCCUGCGGGCAGCCGAGCCACCCCCCACCCGAAGGAGGAGGCUGAUGAGAUGCCGAUAGAGGAGGCGGCCACACCAGCGCAUACAUCUGGGGAUGAGGAGCAGUGCGCCAGGACCCCUGAAAGUCCAACAGGGAGUGCUAGGGGAGGAGUGGACGCGGAGCCCCACCUGGCGGAGCUCUCCCCUGCCACACGCCUGGCCAACGCCCGUGCCAAGAAGCGCCGUGUACCCGGCCUCUACAGCGUGGCGGAGCGCAUGAUGGAGCAGUCCAGCAGGGAGCACAGCCAGGAAAUGGAGGAGCGCCGCCGGGAGCACGCUGCGGAAAAGAAGCGGCACGCGGAAGAUAUGACAGAGCGCCGCAGGCAGCACGAGGAGAUGAUGGCGGAGAUGCGGGCGGACCGGGAAGAGGCAAGAGAGGACCGGAGGCUCGUGGAGGAAGCCCUGCAGCGCAACUUCCGCAUCAUGGAUGCCGCAAUGAAGAGUUUGGACAGACUGGGGGAGCUGAUUAUGCUGCAGCAGCAGCAGCAGCAGCAGAGCUUUGUCCCGCCUUCCUACCCCGUGCCCUUAAACUCCCACGCACCUCCUACACAGCAAAUGGAGCUGGACCCCCCUGCAGCCAGACCAUCACCGGGCGAAAGUCAAUCCUCCCAUGAACACCUAUCACGACCCCCCAGGGUGGUGCGCCCCAGGGCUAAGUACUCCCCUGAUAUGUAAUGUACCCCCCAUCUGCUGGAACACUUUUAUCUGUAAAGUCACCCGGUGUUAAAAUCUCACCCCCAAUCUUAAAAAUCUCACUUUUGCUGGUUGUCCACCCCCACCCACCCCCAGUCCACAUCUGGUCCCCUACUGGGACGUGGUGGCUCAGAGGUUAAGACGCUGAAGCUGUCGACUGGAAGGUCUGUAGCUCGGCAGU
This is a messenger RNA of Gekko japonicus, 1989 nucleotides long. RefSeq names its product zinc finger and SCAN domain-containing protein 29-like. The transcript is spliced from 10 exons. NCBI's taxonomy places the organism in Eukaryota, Metazoa, Chordata, Lepidosauria, Squamata, Gekkonidae. Bases 156 to 1790 code for a protein of 544 amino acids. The record is from RefSeq and is a predicted model, not a curated record.